This is a messenger RNA of Helobdella robusta, 831 nucleotides long. RefSeq lists its product as hypothetical. The record is from RefSeq and is a predicted model, not a curated record. The coding region runs from base 1 to 831 and encodes 276 amino acids. The transcript is spliced from 4 exons. Lineage: Eukaryota; Metazoa; Annelida; Clitellata; Rhynchobdellida; Glossiphoniidae.
AUGAACGAAAAAUUGGGGACGCUGCCUAUAUGUGUUGGUGGCCUGGGUUUGGGUUCCGCGGCUGAGCUGGCACCUUCUGCCUUUUUGGCUUCUGCUGCUGCCACGGUGGCCCUCCAGGAUCUGAUGUUGCCUAGGGAUGUGAUUUACGUCGAUAACUUCAGAUUGCAAGUAUACGACAUGUGGCGCGCCACCAACGGAGAUGUGGUUGCGCUCGAAAACCCCUCGCAAAAACACUGGAUCGCCCCCUGUCUUAAUAGAUCAGUUGAUCGAUGGCUGCAAUUGAAUGGCUCUGCUUUUGACAAGGCUAGAAUUAUGGCUGCUGGUAUCCCGGUUAUAAAAGAACCCAUGGGUUUGAUAGAGGAAGGAGCCUUUAGGCCUGAUGGUUACACUAUCACCCCAUGGGCCCAGGGACGGUCCCUUGCUUGGGACGUUACCAUACCCCACACUAUGGCUGACCGAUACAUCGGCUACACUUCAGUUGAGGCGGGCACUGCUGCCCUUAAAGCGUCCGAUUUCAAAAAUGAAAAAUACGUUUCAUUAAACAAUUUAAGCAAAAUAUUUCAACCCAUUUGCAUUGAAACGUUCGGACCAACAGAUAAGCACACGUCAUUAUUUAUUAACGAAUUAACAAGAAAAAUAGUUAAUAUAACGGGUGAUCCUAACGAAGGCAAUUAUUUAAAACAAACUCUUUCACUUUUAUUACAAAAAUUUAAUUCCUUCUGCAUUCUGGAUGGAGCUGCUAGAUACCUGACUUUGAUCGCGGCCAGCAUUUGGAUGGGUCAGAACAUUUCAUCAGCCCUGCCUAACUACGUGGAAUCAAGCACUAAGUAG